Molecule: messenger RNA, 825 nt
Organism: Callithrix jacchus (white-tufted-ear marmoset)
Lineage: Eukaryota; Metazoa; Chordata; Mammalia; Primates; Cebidae
Source: RefSeq, a predicted model, not a curated record
AUGCGGCAGUCGCUCUGGCCUACACCCUUGGAGCCACCCUCCACUCCUUUCUCUCACCCCCAUCCCAACUCUCCGCAAAGGCCGUCAGCUCUGCUUUCAGAGUACAGCCAGCAUCUGGCCACCUCUCGGCCCCCGCACUGCCCCACCCGGGCCCAGGCCCUCGCUGCCUUCCCGUUUCUCUGCCCAGGCCCCAGUAGCCGGUCCGAACUCUCGCGUUCCCAGGGAGGUGGUGGUCGCGCUCACGGCGCAACCGCCCAUCCUCAGGGCGCCCCCUCCGAGGGAGGGGAGCCCACGAGGCCCGGCCAGAUCCGACGCCCUCCGCGGUCACAUCCCAGACCCCUGCCCCUCCCGCCCAGGCCCCCGCCCCUCCCUCGCCCCGUCCUGACCUGCGUCAGGCGAGGAGGCGGUGAGAGGAAUCCGCGUCCCAAGAAAAGAGGCAGCUUUCCCUACACGGCACGGGACACGGUCCGUGCACAGAUGCCACGGGAGGCGCGGGCGCUGGGGAGAAUCCUUGCUGGGCCCUCGCCGUCCACGCGCCGCCUCCCUACAUCCGGUAUCUGGUGGUCAGCCUUCUGCCUGGCAGAGGGAAAUGAGCCCCCAGUCCAGCAGGAAAACGUGGACCGCUCUCCGCCAACAGCUCUUUUCCACAGACCCAUCUUGCCUUCGCCCCGCAGUCUCUUUGGGUUCUGUCUUUUGGCUGGAUUGACCCGAACAAGGAAGUCGCCCCCAGCGGAGCCCCGGCCCUUGAUGCGGAGGCGGCCAGGGGGCGGAGUGAAACGAGGUGAUCACGCCUCCUGGGGGAGAGGGCGGGGCAUGCAAAUUUGA